UAACUUUUUAAAGUUCACGUUAGAACGUAAUCGAAAGUGUUAAUUAAUUAAUUAUAAAAAAGGCGUUUUUGAGUUCGCAAAUAUGGAAAAUACAUCGCGAGCAGGCUCAGAGGCCAGUGAUGUCGGCGGCGGUUUUAUUAAUAUCGCUGAUCCUGCCGAAAAACCUUUGGGACCUAUAGAAAAAUCCUUUUUAUUGCACGCGGAAAGGGGAGAUUGCGCGACCGUUAAAAGACUCAUCAAACAGUACGCAAAUAGUCCUCACGAUCUAGAUAUAAAUUGCGUUGAUCCGUUAAAUAGAUCAGCACUAGUUGCUGCUAUAGAAAAUGAAAAUAUUGAAUUAAUUAAGCUUCUGUUGGACGAGGGUAUUCUAGUAAAGGACGCGUUACUUCACGCGAUACGCGAAGAGUAUAUAGAAGCUGUAGAACUCCUUUUAGAAUGGGAAGAAAAAAACCACAAAGCUGGAACACCUUACAGCUGGGAGUCUGUAGACAAAGCUACAUCCACUUUCACGCCUGACAUAACUCCUCUUAUUUUGGCAGCACACAAAAAUAACUACGAAAUAAUAAAAUUACUUUUGGAUAGAGGCGCCACAUUGCCAAUGCCUCAUGAUGUCAGAUGUGGUUGCGAUGAUUGCGUCCAAUCAAGUUCCGCUGAUUCACUUAGACAUUCUCUAUCUCGAAUUAAUGCCUAUAAAGCACUCAGUUCGCCAUCUCUGAUAUCGCUAUCUUCACGAGAUCCGCUCUUAACAGCCUUCGAAUUGUCAUGGGAAUUGAGAAGGCUCAGCACAAUGGAAUCGGAAUUUAAAUUAGAAUAUAUUGAUAUGAGAGACCAAGUUCAAGUGUUUGCCACUUCUUUAUUAGACCACGUGAGAACUUCGUACGAAUUAGAGAUAAUGUUAAAUUACGAUCCCCAGGGUGAUAAUUGGGAUCCUGGAGAGCGUCAAACGUUAGAAAGACUUAAAUUGGCGAUUAAGUACAAUCAGAAAAAUUUUGUUGCGCAUCCCAACGUGCAACAAUUGUUGGGAGCGAUUUGGUACGAAGGCUUGCCAGGGUUUCGAAGGAAAGCACUGAUCGGGCAAGGAAUGCAAGUGGCCAAACUUGCGGGAAUGUUUCCAGUUUAUUGUACCAUAUACAUGAUUGCGCCUGAAUCUCCGAUGGGCCGAUUCAUGAAGAAGCCUUUUGUUAAGUUUAUAUGCCAUUCAGCAUCAUACCUUGCCUUUUUAUCACUUCUUGGAAUGGCGUCACAAAGGAUUGAAAUACUUCUUCUGGAAUGGUUUGGUAAUCAAUGGAUACAAGAUGUUAUUAAAGAAUGGAAACAUAGAGAAAGAGGUGCAGGGCCGGGAUUGGCCGAAUGUGGUGUAGUAUUGUUUGUAAUUAGUUUAGUUUGGGGUGAAAUUCGGUCGCUCUGGUCCGAUGGCUUAUUGGAAUAUGUGUCCGAUUUAUGGAAUAUCGUUGACUUUAUCACGAACAUGUUUUAUGUUAUGUGGAUAGCAUUGAGAGCGUCAGCUAUGUAUGUUGUAUGGAGGGAAAAUAAUCAGGGCAGAGAUCCAUGGUACCCCAGGGAACAAUGGCAUUCCUUCGAUCCGAUGUUAUUAUCGGAAGGAGCAUUUGCUGCCGGUAUGAUUUUUAGUUUUCUUAAACUGGUUCACAUCUUCAGUGUGAAUCCCCACUUGGGCCCUCUACAAGUAUCUUUAGGAAGGAUGAUUAUAGACAUCAUUAAAUUCUUCUUUAUCUACACGCUUGUUCUUUUUGCCUUUGGAUGCGGUUUAAAUCAACUGCUAUGGUACUACGCAGAACUUGAAAAGAAUAAAUGCUACCAUCUUCCAAGCGGUCUUCCAGAUUUCGACGGAAACGACAAGGCUUGCAGUAUUUGGCGAAGAUACGCUAACAUGUUCGAAACAGCCCAGUCUCUUUUUUGGGCCAGUUUUGGCUUGGUCGAUCUCGUCUCAUUUGAACUAACCGGCAUUAAAGGUUUUACAAGAUUCUGGGCGCUUUUAAUGUUCGGAUCGUAUUCCGUCAUAAAUGUUAUCGUACUUCUCAAUAUGCUUAUAGCUAUGAUGUCCAAUUCUUACCAAAUUAUUUCGGAACGUUCAGAUACUGAGUGGAAAUUUGCGAGAAGUAGGUUGUGGAUGAGUUAUUUUGAUGACGGAGAUUCUUUACCACCGCCGUUUAAUAUUUUUCCAACAAUGAAGAUGCUUUCGAAGCAGUUGCAUAUUGGAACCGAACCCAAGAAAACUGUAUCUUUCAAAAAAAAAUCAAGGGCCAAAGCAACAGAGCGGCACGAGCAAGUUAUGCGAAUGUUAGUAAGGCGUUACGUUACGGCAGAGCAAAGAAAACGCGACGAUUUUGGAAUAACAGAAGACGACGUUAUGGAAAUUAGGCAAGACAUAUCAUCGUUUCGAUACGAUUUGAUUGAUAUAUUAAGAACGAACGGCAUGAAAACGCCAACCCUUUCUGAGCAAGAUCAUCAAAUAUCUGGUAAAAAAGGAAAGGUUAUGGAACGACGCUUACUGAAAGAUUUCCAUAUCGGAAUAGUUCAAAAUAUUGUCAACGAAGCUGUAAGCAACAUGAAACAACCGAAAGAUGUCUUUGGACAUAUUGCCAAAGCAAUAGGUAAACGAUCCAGUAAACAAGGAAGCAAAAAAACCGAUUGGAACGCUCUCGUAAGAACAAAUACGAUAACCCAAGAUCCGAUCGGUUCGACAAAGGAAGCCCAUGCUCAAAUGGAAUAUCGACAGAGUAUUCGUCGUCAUAUUCUAUCAAAGGUGGACAAACCACUUGAAAUCGAUCAAGGAAAACUAUUAGAAUACAAUCCGAAACUUUCCGAAGUACCAAAAGGUGCAAGAGUAGCAUAUGCCAAAUUCCUCACAAAAAAAAUAAAAGAAGAUUAUACCAAGCAAGACGAUGAGUCUGGGAAGGAAUCAAAUACAACAACCGUUUCGAAACCAUCAAUCAAAUUCAAAUCUACUCCAACAACAUCUAAUGAAUCAAAAUCUGAAGAUAACAUGAGCAAAAGUUCACGAACGGCAAGUUUAUCGUCUCUUAUAUUGUCGCAGGAUAAAGACAAGGGUUUAAAAAAUUCAAGCAAUCUAAGUAUUCGCAACGAAAAAACACCAAGUCCAAUUCCACCUAGUCCGGAACUACAUGCAAUUAAAGCGAACGAAGCAAAAGCACCAACAGAUAAAUUCGAUCAACAGGACAAUAAAAGCCAAAUUACUGAAAACGAAAAAAAUGCCGAUAAAACAAACCGCACAGAGUAUGACAAUUCGAAUGUUUCAGAAACAGUUGCUCCUCCAGUACCGCCUACCAAGAAAAAAUCUAUUCUCAAAAAAGAAACCGCUAAAGAGAACGAACAGUCCAAAGUUGAUGAUAAAAACAAACAAACAACUGAUAAAGUUGAACAACAGCCCAAAGACGAGGCCAAAAAAUGCGACAAAGGAGCUGAGAAAGCAGCUUCGUCUACUAAAACUGAAACGAAUACUAAAGAAGACGAUAAACAAAAGUCUGACUGCAAAAGAAACCCCGACGACAAACAGAAACCUGAUGAAAAACAAAAAUCCUCUCGUAACACUGAAAUAGGAAGCACCACCAAACAACCAGCUCCUAAACCAACUGGGAGAUCUAAAGUGUCUGGACAAGUUAGAACUGGUUGGAUUUAAAUUUAAUAAAUGUCUUGGUAAAAAUAGUCUACAAGUGUAAAUAAUAAUUUAAUCAACUAUAAUCAACCCGUUUGUUAAUGUAAAAAUGAUUAUUAGUAUUACCUCUUAUUGAGUAAGUCAUCAUCAUCCUCCCUCAAUGUAAUACACACUAUCUAUAUGUUUUAGUGUAUUUAGUUAACGAUUAAACAGACUUACUUGGUUAACAAAAAAAUUAUUCAAGGCUCAUUAAAGCCGGCCAAGCUUUAAAAAUAAUUUUGAGAAAAUAAAUCAUACCAAGUUGA
Agrilus planipennis (emerald ash borer) is the source of this 3939-nucleotide messenger RNA. Its product is annotated as transient receptor potential protein. Gene Ontology annotation, molecular function: protein binding; inositol 1,4,5 trisphosphate binding; store-operated calcium channel activity. NCBI's taxonomy places the organism in Eukaryota, Metazoa, Arthropoda, Insecta, Coleoptera, Buprestidae. The transcript has 19 exons. The coding region runs from base 83 to 3658 and encodes 1191 amino acids. The record is from RefSeq and is a predicted model, not a curated record. Gene Ontology annotation, cellular component: cation channel complex; membrane. Gene Ontology annotation, biological process: regulation of cytosolic calcium ion concentration; calcium ion transmembrane transport; manganese ion transport.